AUGACCGAAUCUAUAGAGAUGGAGGAAUUUAAAAUGACUGCAGAAGAUUUAAAAGAUUUUAAAAGAGAUCUUUUGGCCACUGUCUACAACCAAACCCACACUCAACUAAUGAUCUAUCAACAGGGCAAGUGUCUGAGAACAGCAAAGGCAAAUAAAACUCGUAAAUCUUCUCAUAUAUCGACAAUAGCAGAUAACGAAGAACCACUACCAUCGGCUGAUGUGCUAAAUGAUAUAAAAUUAGACAAAGAAUUAGAUGCCUUGAGAAAUAUCUAUAAAGUGGGCUUUGAAGAACUGACAAAAGAAAAUAUAGAUGAAACAAAUCCCUACUCGGACUUGAUCAAGGCCAUAGAGGUGCAAAAACAAAACAAUAAUGAAGUGGAUAUUUUAACUAAGGAGUUAAAGGAGAACAAAGCGAUUUUGAAACACUUAAAGGAAUUGCAGAAGAAAGAGCAAGCCGAAAUGACAGAACAGCUUUCACAAAAAACUCAGCGCAUUGAAGUUUUACGCGAUCAAUUGAACAAUAUCAAACGUAUAAAUCAUUUGGAAGUUAGACUGGUAGAGAAAUGGGAAAACAAUCGCUUGACCCAGGCCACUAUACUGGGUGAAAAGAAAGAACGUUUACUUAUGAAAGAAAUACUUGAACUUAACCGGCGCAUGGCUGGUGAGCAACGUUUGAUCUAUGAAAUUGAAUCUUUUCGCAAUCACGAAAUCUCUGAAUUAAAAGAUAAAAUUUCGGAAUGGGAACACAAAUUUCAGGAGGAGAAAUCGAAAAUUAUUACAAAGAACCUAACAUUGACACAAAAUAUUGCUGAUAUAGUGAAAUCGCAUGAAAAACAUCGCGAAAUUACGGAGCAAAGGCAGAUUUUUGUGGCCGAAUAUCUGCAGCAAAAAGCCGAAGAGCAACGUUUGUAUGAACAGCAACGCUAUCGUAUCGAAUGUGCUGUACGUAUACAGGCUUGGUGGCGUGGUGUUAUGGUACGUAAGGGUUUGGGUCCUUAUCGUAAAAAAUCCAAAAAGGGUAAGAAAUCAAAGAGUAAAAAGUAA
Lucilia cuprina (Australian sheep blowfly) is the source of this 1044-nucleotide messenger RNA. RefSeq names its product dynein regulatory complex protein 9-like. Gene Ontology annotation, cellular component: cytoplasm; motile cilium. Lineage: Eukaryota; Metazoa; Arthropoda; Insecta; Diptera; Calliphoridae. The record is from RefSeq and is a predicted model, not a curated record. The transcript has a single exon. Gene Ontology annotation, molecular function: protein binding. Gene Ontology annotation, biological process: cilium organization. Bases 1 to 1044 code for a protein of 347 amino acids.